This is a messenger RNA of Phacochoerus africanus (Common warthog), 1311 nucleotides long. RefSeq names its product N-acetylglucosamine kinase (gene NAGK). Bases 143 to 1177 code for a protein of 344 amino acids. NCBI's taxonomy places the organism in Eukaryota, Metazoa, Chordata, Mammalia, Artiodactyla, Suidae. The transcript is spliced from 10 exons. Gene Ontology annotation, molecular function: N-acetylglucosamine kinase activity. The record is from RefSeq and is a predicted model, not a curated record.
CCACGCCCCGCGCCUGCGCACUGGGGUCAGCUGGACAGCGCGGGCGUUCACGUGAUUCGGGGCGGUGCCGAGCGGCAGUAGGGAGGGGAGCGCCAGCGGGAGGGGAGCAAACGGCGGGACCAGCGGCGGUGGUACCAGCAGUAUGGCCGCGCUCUACGGGGGUGUGGAGGGGGGAGGCACACGGUCCAAGGUCCUUUUACUCUCAGAGGAUGGGCAGAUCCUGGCAGAAGCGGAUGGACUCAGCACAAACCACUGGCUGAUCGGGACGGACAAGUGUGUGGAGAGGAUCAACGAGAUGGUGAACAGGGCCAAACGGAAAGCAGGGGUGGAUCCUCUGGUACCUCUACGAAGCUUGGGCCUAUCCCUGAGCGGUGGGGAUCAGGAGGACGCGGUGAGGAUCCUGAUGGAGGAGCUGAGGGACCGAUUUCCCUACCUGAGUGAAAGCUACUUAAUCACCACCGACGCGGCCGGCUCCAUCGCCACAGCUACGCCGGAUGGUGGCAUCGUGCUCAUCUCUGGGACAGGCUCCAACUGUAGGCUUAUCAACCCCGAUGGCUCUGAGAGCGGCUGUGGUGGCUGGGGCCACAUGAUGGGAGAUGAAGGCUCAGCCUACUGGAUUGCACACCAAGCAGUGAAAAUAGUGUUUGACUCCAUUGACAACCUAGAGGCAGCGCCUCACGACAUUGGCUACGUCAAACAGGCCAUGUUCAACUAUUUCCAGGUGCCAGAUCGGCUAGGAAUCCUCACCCACCUGUAUAGGGACUUUGAUAAAUGCAGGUUUGCUGGUUUCUGCCGGAAAGUUGCAGAAGGUGCUCAGCAGGGAGACCCCCUCUCCCGCUAUAUCUUCAGGAAGGCAGGGGAGAUGCUGGGCAGACACGUUGUGGCAGUGCUGCCCGAGAUCGACCCGGUCUUGUUCCAAGGGGAGAUUGGCCUCCCCAUCCUGUGUGUGGGCUCUGUGUGGAAGAGCUGGGAGCUGCUGAAGGAAGGUUUCCUUUUGGCGCUGACCCAGGGCAGAGAAAUCCAGGCUCAGAACUCCUUCUCCAGCUUCACCCUGAUGAAGCUGCGGCACUCGUCCGCCCUGGGCGGGGCCAGCCUAGGCGCCAGGCACAUUGGGCACCUCCUCCCCAUGGACUACAGUGUCAAUGCCGUUGCCUUCUACUCCUAUACCUUCUCCUAGGGGGUGGCCCCAGCUCCACCCGCUCCAAGCCCAGGGGACAUUGGGUGCCGGAAGACAGGAGGGUUUUUCUCCUUUUCUUUUUUUUUUUUUUUAAAGAAACAUAGAGAAAAUAAAUGCACUUUACCCACUCCCCA